Messenger RNA from Neltuma alba, 3131 nucleotides. RefSeq names its product receptor-like protein kinase FERONIA. The transcript has a single exon. The record is from RefSeq and is a predicted model, not a curated record. Gene Ontology annotation, molecular function: ATP binding; transmembrane receptor protein tyrosine kinase activity. Bases 171 to 2858 code for a protein of 895 amino acids. Gene Ontology annotation, biological process: protein phosphorylation. Lineage: Eukaryota; Viridiplantae; Streptophyta; Magnoliopsida; Fabales; Fabaceae.
UCAAAGCCACCGUGUAACUCAUUGCCUGACUGGGUAAAUAAAAUAACCUUUCUUUCCAGGAAAUCGCAUCUGUUUCUUUCAUCAAGUUUGUUUAACUGCAAAUUGUUUCUUCAAGAUUUUACUCCUUAAAUCCCAAGAGAACUGGAAAGAAUAGUUAAACAAAGUCAGUCAUGAGAGAGAGACAAACCGCUGUAUCCAGGGUGACUCACCCACCCACAAUCGUCGUCACCUUCCAGUUAUUCUUCUUCUUCCAGCUCCUUUCCACCACCGCCUCCUACAAUCCUGAUGAUCAUUUCUCAGUCAACUGCGGUUAUUCCGGCAAUUCGUCUACUCUAGACGACCGGAACUGGACCGGAGACACAGAUUUCGGACCGUUCUCCCCGAUCGAACUCUCCAACAGCAAUAAGUCAUCAGUAGGCGACAACGCACCUGGCAAACCAAUCCCUUACAGCACCGCACGCUUGUCUCGCUCUGAAUUCUCCUACUCGUUUCCUGUGAAGACCGGCGGCCAAAAGUUUAUUCGCCUCUACUUUUACCCAUCUUCCUACGACCCCCACUUCCUUCACUCCGAUGCUUUCUUCUCCGUCAAAGCAGGGCCUCACACCCUCCUUAAGGACUUCAACGCUUCACUUAACGCCGGCGCCGCCGCCGGCGCUUAUCUUAAACAUGCUGCCAGAGAACAAGGAGCCAUCUUACGGGAGUACUGUGUCAACGUUGACUCAGGUCAGAGGCUGCACAUAACCUUCACGCCCAACGAAUCUUAUCCAAACGCCUACGCUUUCGUCAACGGGAUUGAGAUCAUCUCUAUGCCCCCCUUUCUUUACUACACCAGACCUGAUGACCCGCGAUCUAUGUGGCUAAGUGAUGAAAACAAACAGUUUCCGGUCCAGAACAGCAAUGCUCUGGAGACUCUGUACAGAGCUAAUGUUGGCGGAAGUCGGAUCGGUUCCAAUAAAGACACAGGCAUGUUUCGUUAUUGGGACGUGGAUAAUGACUACUUGGAGAGGGAGCGAUCGCGCAGUAUUUCAGCAGGUUUUGGUUUGCAUCUGGUGUAUAGAGAUGAUCAAAAUUAUUUUGCACCUGAUGACGUAUACAGGACAGCCAGAAACUAUGGGAUGAACGAAACGUCCAAAUUUAAUGUGACUUGGGAAUUUGAGGUUGACUCAGAGUUUUUUUAUAUGGUGAGAUUGCAUUUUUGCGAGUUUGAUGAACACAUUGAAAAAGCUGGAGACAGAGUUUUCCGAAUCUUCAUAAAUGAUGCUUUGGUGGAGUCUGUCGCUGAUGUAAUGUCGUGGACUAACCAUCAGAGAAAUGUUCCUGUGCAUAGGGACUAUGCGGCGUCGAUGCAGGGCAAGGGGAGCUUGAAGAAGCUGAAUCUCUCAAUUAAGUUGCAACCAACCCCUACUGCGAGAAGCACUUACAGAGAUGUUUUAUUGAAUGGUAUUGAAAUUUUGAAAAUAAGUGACUACAAUGAUAAUCUCGCGGGUCCUAAUCCUAAUCCACCUCCAUCUCCCCCACUAACAUUCUCAAAGUCAUCAAAGAACGGAAACAAAGCAAAGGUAAUUUCCAUUAUGGCUGGGGCAACAUCAGGCUUCAUCGCGCUGUCUCUUAUUGUUCUGCUCAUUUUCCUGCGAUUCAUUAGAGCUCCGGUCAAGGAAGGAUCUUCAUGGUGGGGAAAAAAAUCGGUAGACUCGUCCAACAAAAACAAACCCCGCGGGUCAUCAUCAUUACCGUCCGAUUUGUGUCGCUACUUUUCUAUAGAUGAGAUAAGAGCAGCCACAAGUAACUUCGACGAUGUUUUCAUUGUGGGGGUUGGAGGGUUUGGUAAUGUCUAUAAAGGCUAUAUUGAUGACGGAACAGUCCCUGUGGCCAUCAAACGGCUCAAACCAGGUUCCCAACAAGGCCUCCGUGAGUUCCAAACUGAGAUCGAAAUGCUCUCUCAGCUUCGUCACAAUCAUUUAGUUCCUCUCAUUGGUUACUGCAACGAUGGCAACGAGAUGAUCCUCGUUUACGAGUUCAUGGCUCGUGGGGCCCUCCGUGACCAUAUUUAUGAUUCUGACAACCCUCCACUUUCCUGGAAACAAAGGCUGGCGAUGUGCAUUGGUGCGGCGCGUGGACUUCAUUAUCUUCAUACUGGUGCGAACCGCAAUAUAAUCCACCGUGAUGUGAAAUCCACAAAUAUCUUAAUAGAUGAGAAAUGGGUGGCCAAGAUUUCGGAUUUUGGACUAUCCAAGAUAGGACCCACGGGGUUGUCCAAGUCUCACAUAAGCACGGUGGUAAAAGGAAGUAUGGGCUACUUGGACCCAGAAUACUAUAAACGUCAAAGGUUGACUGAAAAGUCUGACAUUUACUCUUUUGGAGUUGUAUUGCUGGAAGUAUUGUGUGGGAGACCUCCUUUGAUACGUAACGUGGAGAAGCAGAAGCUAAGUUUAGUGGAGUGGGUUCGAAAAUGUCAUCACGAGGGUGUGAUCCAUCAAGCGGUUGACCCGUUCCUGGUAGAAAGUAUCACACCAGAGUGCUUAAAAGCGUUUAGCGACAUGGCCCUGAAAUGUUUGGUGGAAGAUGGAAAUGAACGACCUUCGAUGAACGACGUCGUGUGGGGCCUAGAAUUUGCGUUACAGCUUCAAGAAGGGACAGAGGAAGUGGGGCUUCUGGUUGAUGAGGGCGAAAUUGAAGGAAAGAGCGAGGAAAGGGCUCUGAUAAGGAAAACGACAAAUGUGGAAGAAAGAGAAAGCAAAGUGGGUUUCACGAGCAGUGAUGAAUCAAAAGGAAGCAGGUUGACUAGUUCAAGCAGUGAAGAUCAAUCUUUAGUUUCUGGAUUGAUCUUCUCCGAGUUGGGUCAUCCAUCGGUUCGAUGAAGAAGUAAUCCGGUGGUAUUUGCUAGGUGAUGAAUUUUAAUUUCGUCCUUUUCCAAAUAGUAACGACGUCGUUGUACUGCAGUGUGUCUUUUACGGCAACUCUGUACUUUUAUUUUCUAUCUGUAUAAAUAUAAAAUAUGCAAGCAGAAAAUUAAAUAAUUACUUCUAAAAGUACGCAUGAUUACCAGAUGAGAUCACACUUCUCAGAUGCAAUACAAGUCUUUCAGAGUAUGAUUUUUAUAUAUCUCUCCCAAUUUAAUAAUAUAUGACUAC